GACAGACACCCUACGACAUGUUGAAAAAUUACAUGCUAACUGAAACGUAACAGCCCGGCAACCCGGGAAAGAAGAGAGAGAAGAACAAGCUUCAACAAUGUAUGCGAUUUCCAGUCUUUGGCUUAGCAAAUUGAAAAAUUUCAUCGAGCCCGGCGCAGUUGAGAACAACGAUUUAUUUUGCUCGCAUGCCCCAAGGUUUGGAGGUGGCCCCGUUUGCCCGCUGGAUUCUGUGGUUGAAUGCGAGAUAUGCGGAAACAAAAUGGAAGGCCAGUCAGAAUUCUAUGAAAAAAUCUUGUGGGUCGACUGUGGGCAUUGAGACCCAAAUUGAAGAUGCUAUUAAGGAUUGGCUAAAAUAUGCGACGGUCAGAGUAUUUUCAGCGGA
Molecule: messenger RNA, 382 nt
Organism: Nilaparvata lugens (brown planthopper)
Lineage: Eukaryota; Metazoa; Arthropoda; Insecta; Hemiptera; Delphacidae
Product: ubiquitin carboxyl-terminal hydrolase 33-like
Exons: 3
Coding region: 98-316 (72 amino acids)
Source: RefSeq, a predicted model, not a curated record